AUGAGUAUUGUACGUAUGUUGUUGGUUGAAAUAGGUCAAGAUAUGCUUACAGCUCAACAACAAAUUUGUGCUCAUAAAUCUCAAACACGACGAACAGUUCAAUUAAAAAGAUUAUUACUUGAAUAUGAAUUAACGCAACAAAAAAAUCUUUAUAAAUGUUUAGCUAUUGCAACGGAUCCAAGAAACUUAAUUGAACAACUUGACGUGGAAUCAUUCCAAGAAUUAAGAUUAGUUAUUAAAGCAGAAAAAUCAGUUAAAGAUACAUUAGCUGCUAUUAUUAUGAUUUUACUUAUUCUGAAUGAACAUAAAUUAGUUGAAGUAUUUAUACAAAUAAUUAUGCCAAUGCGUAAAUGGUAUAUUAUAUUUUGUAAUCAAGAUAAUCUUAAUAAAUAUUCAUUAAAUGAAUUUACUUCACAUGUUCAAGUUCUAUUACCAGGUAUUGAAACAACAUUUCUACCAGUACGUAUUCAAAAAUUUAUUUAUUCAAGUAAAACAAAAACAAAGAUGAAUCAAUCAACAAAUAUUGAAGUACGUGGAAAUUAUCAUGAUAAUAUAUGUGGCAUAGGUCAAGAAGAAAUAUAUAAUCUUGAUUUAUGGAGAUAUCUAAUGGAUAAUAAAAUCGAUGAACCAAUGUUUACAUUUGAAAGUAUUAUUAUUCAACAAGUUCAAGGUGUACAUUCUGGUCGAUGUAACCAAGAUUUAACUGAAUCGAUCGAACCAUUUAAUGAAUUAGCUGCUUAUUAUGCUCAAAUGGCAAUUAAAGAUCUUGAUUUAAAUCAACAACAUCAUCCAUUAUUAAAUGCAUGUGAUAUUCUUAGUGGAGACAAAAAUGGUUUAGAUAUAUUUUUUGGUGAUGAUGAAAUUGGACAAACUUUUCAACAAAUUAAAACUCUUCUAAGUGCAACUAAAACACAACACAUUUUUCAUUCGAUUUGUCAAUAUUUACAAUUACAAUAUGAACAACAACAACAAACUAAAGAUAAUUCAUUUGAGAAUUAUCGAUUACGUAUAUUUUGGUUAACUGAUAGUGAUUGUUCAGAUGUUUUACCUAUUCUUGAUCUUCUUCUUAAUUUAUCACAACAAACAGGUUUAUUAAUUGAUUUACAUUAUGCAGAUUCUGAUCCAGUACAACUUGCAAAUGCUCAACUAACAUUUAAUACACAUCUAACUAAUCAAACAAAAAAUUUAUCUAUUAUUUAUGAUGAAACAAUUGAUUUAUAUGAUAGUAAAACACUUGAAAAAAUACCAUUCAAAUCAUUUGAUAUUAUAUUUUCUUCCAAUCAACUUCAAGGAAAUCAAGAUUUAACAAAUUCUUUAAUUGCUCUUCGUCGUUUACUUGUUCCUAAUGGUCUUCUUUUAUUACUUGAACUAGUUCAUGUUCCUCUUUAUUUUGAUCUUAUUUUUUGUUUCUUUGAUCAAUGGUGGUCAUCUGCCAAUGAUAAUAAUCGUGCAUUAAAGAAUAUUCAACAAUGGACAACAUUAUUAGAACAAAUCGAAGGAUUUCAUAUUAUUGAAUCAACAACAAAUCAAAAUGAAAGCACAUUAAUUAUUAGUCAAAAAACAAUAUCUAAGGAAAUAUUACAGACGCUUGACGAAAGAAAAAAUCAAUCAUGGUUAAUAUUUACUAAAGAUGAUCAAAAUAAUAAAAAUAGUUUUAGUCAUAUUCUAUCAACAUUAUUACCAUGUUCAAAUAUUAGAAUUUUUGAUAUUCGUAAUUCAACUUUAGAUAUGAUUUGUUCUGUAAUACCAGUUCUAUUAACUACUUAUAAACAAGUAUCUAUUAUUUUUGCAUGGCAACUUGAUCAAGUAUUAUUGAAUGAAAAUAAUGAUGACGAUUUAGCAUUGAAACAAAAUGAAGAACUUAUAUAUCAUGCUCAAUUUAAUAAUGAUUCGAAUCUUGAUAUAAUUCCAUCACCAUUUAUUGGUCUUGAACGAACUUUACUAACUGAAUAUGAACGAAAUCGAUUAAAAUUUAUUGAUCUUCAAACAUCAUUAAAUAAUAAUAAUUAA
Adineta steineri is the source of this 2010-nucleotide messenger RNA. Lineage: Eukaryota; Metazoa; Rotifera; Eurotatoria; Adinetida; Adinetidae. The record is from the annotation of a GenBank genome assembly.